Ruditapes philippinarum (Manila clam) is the source of this 1938-nucleotide messenger RNA. Its product is annotated as ectonucleoside triphosphate diphosphohydrolase 1-like. Lineage: Eukaryota; Metazoa; Mollusca; Bivalvia; Venerida; Veneridae. Gene Ontology annotation, cellular component: membrane. Gene Ontology annotation, biological process: nucleoside diphosphate catabolic process. Gene Ontology annotation, molecular function: GDP phosphatase activity; UDP phosphatase activity. The transcript is spliced from 6 exons. Bases 182 to 1486 code for a protein of 434 amino acids. The record is from RefSeq and is a predicted model, not a curated record.
CAUCCCACACGCUAUGUAUUAGAUAAAGCCUUAUUCUUAUUGAAAGUGUUUAGUGUUCGCUAGAAACGGAAGGACGAAAGCGUUGCUUAUAGGCGCUCUGGAAUAAAGUGUCAAAUAUUGGAAAACAUUGUAUCUUGCAACAUCUUGAUAUAUUAAACAGUUUUGUCAACUAAACAUCAUAAUGAUCAGCGCAAAUUUAAGGAACUAUUUAUUAUCGUUUAUAUUUGUAAUAUUUGUUGUUAAUGAGGUAGCCGCCUUGCCGCUUUCGGGUGUGGACAAUAGGAAAUUUGGUAUCAUACUUGACGCAGGAAGCAGCAGUACAAAACUCAGAAUAUACACCUGGGAGGAUACCAUAGAAAGUGUACCGAAGUUUGAUGAAUAUUUCUACAAAAAAGUAAAACCAGGCAUAAGUUCUUUCCAUGAAGAUGCGGAUGAGAUUUCAGUAUACAUCAGGAAUAUUUUAGCAAUUUUAAAGGUCGAACUUGUAGAAGAGUUAUGGUCGUCCACUCCGCUUUACUUCAUGGCAACAGCAGGACUCCGGCUUCUGGACGAAGAGACCACAUCAUCUAUAAUGUCCGCAGUGCAGGAAGUACUUCUAAACAUAGACGAAAAUCCUUUCCAGUUUGAAGAGGAAAAUGCUCACAUACUUGCAGGAGAAGAAGAAGCCCUUUUUGCAUGGCUUACUGUUAAUUAUCUCAAUGACUUUUUUGCAGCAAAAAGGCCAGCUUCGGAGAGUCUAGGAUUAAUUGAGCUCGGUGGAGGAUCUGCACAAAUAGCGUUCAUUCCAGAUGAUCCCAUUUAUGCCGGGAAAAUGCCGGCUACGAUUGCUGGGAAGGAGUAUGGAGUAUAUUGCCACAGCUAUUUAUCAUAUGGCGCUACCUUAAUGUCUGAAAGAAUUACAGAGUUACUUAUACAAGAAAAUAAACACGCAAACGUUAUCAUCAAUCCAUGUAUGCUUAAAGGUGAUUCAAGAAAUGGGACAUUAGGGAAUAAGAUGGUGGCAAUGAUCGGAGGUGGAAAUGCAUCAUUAUGUGAGGACUUACUUAAAUAUUACCUGGCACCAGCCGAGGCCGACAUGUGUUCUCCAAAACCUUGUUCGAUUGGACAGGUCUAUCAACCGUCAGUCAAAAAUCGAAAGUUCUUCACCUUUGGCCUGAUUUACUACUUAGCGAAAGACUUCAACAUUCUUACGAAACCAGGAAUUUUGAAUCUUAAACAGAUGCAAAAUACGGUCAGGGAAUAUUGUGAAAAGAGCUACGAACAUGCAACGACGGUGUUGGGAAUGUCUGAAGAGUACGCCUCUAGAAACUGCCAGGACGGACUCUACAUCCCAUUGUUGUUCUCUGCAGUUGGUCUAGACAUUGACAAUGUUUUUGCAGCCAAAGACAUGCAAGGCUCCUCAGUCGCAUGGAGUCUUGGCGGAAUACUGUAUGAAGAAGAAAGAAACAGAUAUCAAGAAUUGACCAGUCAAUUAAUGGAGCUGUAGAAAUUGUCUACAAACACGGUCGACAUGAUUAAAAAAUGAAACACAACGCUUGUGCGUUCAAUAUUUUCUAUGUAAUAUUUUAUGAAACAUUCUAAGUUUAACAACUUUUAUUUUUCUUCAAAUUUUGCCCUUGCUGAAGAAUAUGUAGCAUACUCGGUGUUUCUUUUUACAUUUAUUGACUUAUCAUAAAUGCAAUCUACAUGUGGCAAUAAAAACAGUUUUAUUGCUAUCAACGGAAAAGAAUUCCGGUCAAACUUGACAGUGAAUAAGAGCAUUUGAUAAGGGAAGUGCAUGAGUACAUUCCUUGAAAAAUCGGCGAAUGUUCUUUCUUGAUAUAUUUCGAAAAUAAAUGAGUUGAUAUCUGAAGUUUUUAAAGAUCAUACUAUCCUACUGCAGUCUCCUGUUAAAUAUUACUAUUGCAUAACUGGAGUAAAUUUUUGCUCUCCUCUUAA